AUGGCGGAGGGUCUCGGUCAAGUGGUCUCAUGGUAUAUCUGUACCGUUGCAGCAGCCAUCUUUCUUCUGCUCCGGUUGUGGGUUCGCUUCCGCAGGUUUAAGACUCUCGGUGUUGACGAUGGCCUCCUCAUCCUGUCGCUAUGUUGUCUCAUCGGAGACCUAAUCAUCCAACAGCACAUGUGGAAUCUCGGCAUGUCUGAGAUUCCCAAAGCCAGCAGAGAAGAAUUUAUUCAGAUCAUGCAGAUGAUUGUACCAGGAUCGAUUCUAUACGUUACCUCGCUAUGGGCCAUCAAGAUCGCACUCGUAUUAUUCUACAAAAGAAUUGCAGCCCCCGGAACAAAACUGCAGGUCAUUUACAACGUCACCAUCGUGCUCCUGGUAGCUUCAUGGGCCACAAUCUUUUUCCACAUCAUUUUCCAGUGUUACCCCCACAACAAGAGGUGGUCUUUGGACCCCACCUAUCAGUGUAACCCAACGGAUGCAGAAAUCAACUAUUGGUUGACUAUCCUUCUCAAUAUUGGUUCCGAUGUUGUUACCAUCAGUUUACCUAUUUCAAUGGUUUUGAAGUUGCAAAUGAAGAUGAAGCAAAAGCUCGGCGUGGCUGCCAUCUUCGCUCUUGGUUUCUUCGUUAUCAUAGCCAGCAGUAUGUCCCAACCGUUGCAAGUCUACCACGUGAAGCACAUACUAACGACAACAGUCAUCCGCGCCUACUAUUCCAAACGCAACGAGACUAUGCUGACCUGCACGGUCUCCAUGAUCGAAACAGCGGUCGCAAUUAUCGCCGCAUCUCUUCCAGCACUUCGCACCCUCCUCCUCGGCCACACCUCGACUGCCGGAACCAACUCGAACUACGGACAUUACGAGCUCUCUUCAGCAGGAAUUGACCGUACGCGUCGAACACAGCAAAGUCGUAUAACGACCACCGUAGUUGGCGGAACACGCAACAAGGAUAAUGACUCGGAGGAUGAGUUAGUCAAAGAGGGGGGCCGCCUUAGUGCUUCUGGACAAGGCCGCCUGACACCAACAGAGGACAAGCCUAACGCCAUCUCUGUGAGCACAACUUUCCAGAUGCAUCAUGGGCUUGAUGAGCACAACACGCUACCCAAUGGCAAAUUCAAUCAGUACCCCUAA
This is a messenger RNA of Colletotrichum truncatum, 1131 nucleotides long. The record is from RefSeq and is a predicted model, not a curated record. NCBI's taxonomy places the organism in Eukaryota, Fungi, Ascomycota, Sordariomycetes, Glomerellales, Glomerellaceae.